This is a messenger RNA of Dovyalis caffra, 1992 nucleotides long. The record is from the annotation of a GenBank genome assembly. Lineage: Eukaryota; Viridiplantae; Streptophyta; Magnoliopsida; Malpighiales; Salicaceae.
AUGGCUUCCAUGUCCUCAAUAACCACCUCCUUCUUUUCUCUCCAAGCAAUUUCCCGCCCUAAAACCCGAAAACCUAACCACCCUAGCAAAGCUUCACCAGAAAACCCUAACAUCAAUCGAAACCGCAAAUUCAAACCUCAAAAGGCUAAAUUCAAAUCCCCGCUGAAAACAAUCUCUUCCACCGCCGGCGAAGCCACUAGUUACACUCGCCUCCCUCCUCUAGAAGAUUUCACUGCCCCGUCGCUAAAAUUCGAAUCUAAAACACCUCAAGAAGUCAAGCUCUCUGAUUCUAAUAUAGUCAAACUCGACAAGGAAAAUGAAACGCAGCGUUUCAGGACCGAAGAUGGAAUGGAUGACAAUUUACGUGUCGAUUACGGGCGAUUUGAAGUGUUUGAAGGUAAUCCAGAUUUCGAUGAAGAAGACGACGACGAUUAUGAGUAUGAAAGCGAGGAAGAAGAAGAAACUGUGAAUGGCAAAACUGUCAAUGAUUGUAAUACCAGUAGCUUUUAUGAAGGAGAAGAGUUGGAGGAGUUUGCUGACGGCGAAAAUGUGAAUUUGUCAGAUUUCCAGGGUGAUGAAGAAGGUGUGAAGGAGAAGGGAGUGCCAGCGGUUAUGCGGUGUUUUGACCGGGCGAAAAUCUAUGCCAAAGCCGGAGAUGGGGGGAAUGGAGUGGUGGCUUUUCGGCGCGAGAAGUUUGUGCCAUUGGGGGGGCCGUCGGGAGGGGAUGGAGGGAGAGGAGGGAAUGUGUAUGUAGAAGUUGAUGGUUCAAUGAAUUCUUUAUUGCCAUUUAGGAAUAGAAUGCAUUAUAGGGCUGGGAGAGGGGCCCACGGGCAAGGGUCAUGUAUGAAUGGAGCGAAAGGAGAGGAUGUUGUGGUGAAAGUCCCGCCAGGGACGGUUGUUAGGGAGGCUGGGAAUGAGGAGGUCUUGUUGGAGUUUUUGUGUCCAGGACAAAGGGCUUUGGUUUUGCCUGGUGGGAAAGGUGGGAGAGGGAAUGCUGCGUUUAAGUGUGGCAGUAAUAAGGUACCUAAGAUUGCAGAGAAUGGUGAAGAGGGUUUGGAAAUGUGGUUAGAACUAGAGCUAAAGCUGGUUGCAGAUGUUGGAAUAGUGGGUGCGCCAAAUGCUGGGAAAAGCACACUCUUGAGUGUCAUAAGUGCUGCACAGCCAGCAAUAGCAAAUUAUCCUUUUACUACUCUACUUCCUAACCUGGGUGUAGUUUCAUUUGAUUAUGACUCUACAAUGGUAGUAGCAGACCUUCCAGGUUUACUUGAAGGAGCACAUCGGGGUUUUGGCCUGGGUCAUGAGUUUCUACGGCAUACAGAAAGGUGUUCUGCCCUGGUACAUGUUGUUGAUGGCUCUUCACAACAGCCAGAAUUUGAGUUUGAUGCUGUUCGUCUUGAGCUGGAAAUGUUUAGUCCUGAACUUGCCGAGAAACCUUAUGUCGUUGCCUAUAACAAAAUGGACCUGCCUGAGGCAUAUGAAAACUGGCCAUUAUUCAAGGAAAAGUUACAAGCACGUGGGAUUGAGACUUUUUGCAUGAGUGCUGUGAAGAGAGAAGGGACACGUGAAGUGAUUUGUGCUGCUCAUAGGCUUCUGCAAGAAAGUAAAGAAGCCAAUAUGGGGUUUGAAGGUUGGACCAACCCAGUAAAUUUGAAUCAUGUAGCUGACAUGGUACAAAAGCAGCGCAGAGCUCCUAUUAAUGACUUCAAAAUCUCUUAUGACAAUGCUUCCAACACAUGGCAUGUAGUUGGGACUGGAUUGCGGCGCUUUGUUCAGAUGACAAAUUGGCGAUAUAAAGAUUCUGAAACAAGAUUCCAACAUGUGUUGGAGGCCUGUGGUGUGAACAAGUCACUCUUGAAGAUGGGAGUCAAGGAAGGUGACAAUGUAAUUGUUGGAGAGAUGGAAAUGGUGUGGCACGACUAUCCUGAGAGUUCUGGUCUAUCAAAUGUAAAUAGGGGAUCAUUCAAUCCAACCAAAUGGCCUGAGUGGAAGUAA